Diplodia corticola is the source of this 1404-nucleotide messenger RNA. Its product is annotated as cdp-diacylglycerol-glycerol-3-phosphate 3-phosphatidyltransferase. NCBI's taxonomy places the organism in Eukaryota, Fungi, Ascomycota, Dothideomycetes, Botryosphaeriales, Botryosphaeriaceae. Gene Ontology annotation, molecular function: cardiolipin synthase activity. The record is from RefSeq and is a predicted model, not a curated record. The transcript is spliced from 4 exons. Bases 1 to 1404 code for a protein of 467 amino acids. Gene Ontology annotation, cellular component: mitochondrion; membrane. Gene Ontology annotation, biological process: cardiolipin biosynthetic process.
AUGGCCAUCAAUACGCAGCAGCCCACCGCCCUUCUCGCCCGGCUGGUUGCGCGCUCAGCGCCGCUGUCGUACCCUCCGCGUCGUACGCAAUUCCCAGCCAUUGGGCCGCGAGCGCUGCUCCAAAUCCGCACGUGGGCCUCGCCUGCCUCGCCUGCCUCGCCUGCUGCCUCUGAGCCCGCGCGGAGCCCGCGCCUGCCGUUGGGCUGCAACACCGCCGCCCGCAUCGCUGCGCUGGGGACCAGACCGUCGCAGCAGGGUGUCCGGCCUCGAGGUGCUAUCGCGCCCAGCAGCUUCUCCACAGCGACGGCUUGUAGGGCGGCACACGACCAGCCCGAGGGACCGCAGGGAGACCGCCGCCACGGCCAGACGCCCCAACCAAAAAAGCCUCUGAUCGAGAAGACCAAGCAACUCCGGAACCAGCUGAAGUCGCUGACGACGCACGAGGCCGUCUGGAACAUACCCAACGUCCUCACCUUCUCGCGCCUCAUCGCCGCCCCCGUCGUGGGCUACCUGAUUCUGCACGACCAUCAUGCAUGGGCUCUGGGCCUCUUCGCCUAUGCCGGCAUCACGGACCUCCUCGAUGGAUGGAUCGCUCGUCGGUGGAAUUUGCAGACUGUCGUCGGUAGCGUUGUCGAUCCCAUGGCUGACAAACUCUUGAUGGCCGUCACUGUUGGCUGUCUGGCCGUCAAGGGAGCAUUGCCCGGUUCGCUCGCUAUUUUGAUCUUCGGUCGUGACGCGUCGCUCGCAAUCGCCGCCAUUUACUUUCGCUACGCCUCGUUGCCCUCGCCCAAGACGUUUGCUCGUUACUGGGAUUUUUCUCUGCCGUCUGCUGAGGUCCACCCGACGACCGUGUCCAAGUUCAACACUUUCCUCCAACUUGCCCUGAUCGGGUUGACUCUUCUCUUUCCUGUGAUUGCAGCCUCGCCUACCCAUGAUGCAGCCACCGACGCCGCCGUAUCAGCUUCUCUUGCCACAGAAGGAGGCCGCUCCGACCAUGCUGACGCCUCUCGUCCUUCCUUUUCCACUGCUCCCCCUUCCCCCACCGCGGAAACCACAAGCUCAGCCGCAGUCGCCUCGACCGGAACCCCACGAGGUGAACCCAGAGGACCGGUCAUCUCCUCAGCCAUCUACAAAGCCACAAACGCAGGAACGCUCUCCUCCGCCGUGACAGGGUUGCAGGUUCUUGUCGGCGUAACCACUGUGUGGAGCGGUUUCAGCUACGCAAUCCUCAAGAAUGCUGUAACUAUUUUGGGAUCCGACGAGGCACUGAAGAGAAAGCAAGGCGCAAGAGGAAGAGCGAUCAUCGGCACAAGUUUUGGACUGGUGUGCCUUGCUGCCGUUUGGUGGGCCAUCAGGGCGCAGCAAGUCGAGGAGGACAAGAGGCGGAGUGCUCGGGCACAGUAA